Messenger RNA from Carassius carassius (crucian carp), 1001 nucleotides. RefSeq names its product major histocompatibility complex class I-related gene protein-like. Bases 249 to 1001 code for a protein of 250 amino acids. Lineage: Eukaryota; Metazoa; Chordata; Actinopteri; Cypriniformes; Cyprinidae. Gene Ontology annotation, biological process: immune response. The record is from RefSeq and is a predicted model, not a curated record. The transcript is spliced from 4 exons. Gene Ontology annotation, cellular component: external side of plasma membrane.
GAAGCUUGUUUUCAGACGAAAUCGCUUGUAGCUCAUUUACUACAUCACUACGAGUGAAAAGAGGCAUAAUUCGUGUACUAAAAACGUUUUGCUCGCGAAUUAUUGAUCCGGGAAAGUCGAAUCUGUUCAUAUCUCGUCAAUUUUACCGAACUCAAUAAGUUAUGGAAAGCGCAAAGGGAAUUAUGUUCGAACUUAACUUGUUAACUGUGAAGAGAUGCUAGUUUUAAUUUUUUAAGACAUGAGAAGACAUGAAUGCAGGGCAAAUGGAUAUAAUCAUCGUGUUAUUUGUACUUUUACCUUCAACAUCUUCAAAUGGUCCUAAUGUUUAUCAGACAUUGAUUGUCUGUGAGCUGCUGGAUCUUGACAAGCCUGGAAAAAUGAUUAUUAAAGAUGCUGCCGGAGGCUGCACCACAGAUGAGCUGUGUUACUUUAACAGCAGCUUUACUUAUACUGUGUCUGUAAAUAUAACACAGGAAGUGCUCAAACCCCACCUGGAAGAAUUCAAACAGAAAUAUGAAAACUUCUAUUACCCAGUUUGUAUAGAUGCUCUCAAGAAUUACCUCAAAAAGAGACAAAAUGACAUAAAUAGAAAGAUAAAGCCAAGAGUCAGACUCCUCCAGAAAGCAAACUCAGAUUUUGGAGGGUCUCGUUUGUGUUGUUUGGCAACAGGAUUUUACCCUCGUCACAUCAACCUGACCCUGUUCAGAGACGGGCAGCCUGUAUCUGAUCAUGAGAUCACUGGAGGAGAUCUGCUGCCCAAUGAUGACGGGACGUACCAGAUGAGGAAGAGUCUGGAGAUCAGCAGAGCAGACACACACACAUACACCUGCUCUGUCACACACCUCAGUCUGGACAACAAACUGGACAUUGAUUUGGAGUAUCAAGGGGAAACAUUUAAGCAGGUGAUUUCCUCAGUGCUUGUGGUUUUGGCUUUGGGACUGGUGUUGAUGACUGCGAUUGGUGUUAUUAAAUGGUGGAGAAGGCAUCACUCAGGUACAUGA